Molecule: messenger RNA, 741 nt
Organism: Salvelinus fontinalis (brook trout)
Lineage: Eukaryota; Metazoa; Chordata; Actinopteri; Salmoniformes; Salmonidae
Product: zinc finger protein 714-like
Exons: 2
Coding region: 1-741 (246 amino acids)
Biological process (GO): regulation of transcription by RNA polymerase II; central nervous system development
Cellular component (GO): nucleus
Molecular function (GO): DNA-binding transcription factor activity, RNA polymerase II-specific; RNA polymerase II cis-regulatory region sequence-specific DNA binding
Source: RefSeq, a predicted model, not a curated record
AUGACUGGCCAGGGGCGCAGCCAUUGCAAGGCCGUUUUAUCAUGUGGAGAUUUCAUUCGGGUCUCUAUUUUAAAAACACACUGUCUUUGGCAAGGAGAAAGACCAGACUCUGAGGAACCAGAGCCAGGGACGUCCAAACCAGCAAGACAACACCAGUGCUCCCACUGUGGAAAGUGUUGUAACCGGUUAUGGGACCUUAAACAACAUGAGAGAAUACACACAGGGGAGAAGCCUUACCACUGCUCCCAGUGUGGAAAGAGUUUUAACUGGUUAGGUGACCUGUAUCGACAUGGGAGAAUACACACAGGGGAGAAGCAUUACCAUUGCUCCCAGUGUGGAAAGUGUUUCAACCAGUCAGGGUAUCUGAAACGGCAUGAGAUAAUACACACAGGGGAGAAGCCUUACCACUGCUCCCAGUGUGGCAAGUGUUUUAACCAGUUAGGGAACUUGAAACAACAUGAGAGAAUGCACACAGUUGAGAAGCCUUACCACUGCUCACAGUGUGGAAAGUGUUUCAACCGGUCAGGACAUCUGAAAAAACAUGAGAGAAUACACACAGGGGAGAAGCCUUAUCACUGUUCGCAGUGUGGAAGGAGUUUUAAUCUGAAAGGACACCUGAAAGCUCAUCAGAUAAUUCACACAGGGGAGAAGCCUUACCACUGCUCCCAGUGUGGAAAGUGUUUCAGCCGGUCAGGUGAUCUGAAGAAACAUGAGAGAAUACACACAGGGGAGAAGCCUUAA